Messenger RNA from Patiria miniata (bat star), 960 nucleotides. Its product is annotated as glia maturation factor beta-like. The record is from RefSeq and is a predicted model, not a curated record. NCBI's taxonomy places the organism in Eukaryota, Metazoa, Echinodermata, Asteroidea, Valvatida, Asterinidae. Bases 40 to 645 code for a protein of 201 amino acids. Gene Ontology annotation, biological process: negative regulation of Arp2/3 complex-mediated actin nucleation; actin filament debranching. Gene Ontology annotation, cellular component: actin cortical patch. The transcript has 6 exons. Gene Ontology annotation, molecular function: actin binding; Arp2/3 complex binding.
CGCGCAAGUUACCAGAAACUGUUAUCACUCUGCGACAGGAUGGCGACUAGCAUGCAAGCCUUGUGCUGUGCUCUCACUUUUGUACUUAGUCUUGCUGUCCAUAGCUCUCAAAGUGAGUUAAAUCAUGGAGGUAGGAAACUACCUCCAUGGUUAAAUUAUAUACCACAUGACAGAGUAUUGAUCACUGAUCAAACUGAUCACUUUCAUCAAGAAAUUCCAGACAGGGCGCAAAAUAUAAAAGUGUGUGACCUGGGUGAAGGCGUCGCAGACAAGUUGGAGAAGAUCCGACUCAGAAAGGAAAAGACAAAUUUUGCAUUGAUUUUUAAAAUCAAAGACGAGGUGAUAGUCCUGGAGGAUGAACUUGAAGACAUGUCAGUUGAUGAGUUACAGGCAGAAUUACCCACCAGCCAGCCGCGCUACGUCGUCCUCAGCUAUUGUUAUAAGCACGACGAUGGACGAACCUCCUACCCACUCCUCUUCAUCUUUUUGUCUCCAUCAGGAUGUAAACCAGAGCAGCAGAUGAUGUACGCUGGAUGCAAACUAAAUUUUGUCAAGGCGUCUGGCCUUACAAAGGUUAAUGAGAUUCGGAAUGUAGAAGAGUUGACGGAGGAGUACAUUCAGGAAAAGCUUUCAUUCUACCAUUAGUGCAAUCCUCAUCAUCAAGUCCAUAUCAGAUUGUCAUCACACAGAAGCAACCCCUGAAUACUGAACUGGCUUAUUAGAAGGUGAACAAGAGGUAUACUACAAGUUAUCCCGCGAGCGCGAGUGGAACACGGAAUAAUGUAGUGCGUCUGUUUCGUCGGAGUGGUAUGUGAACACAGAUGCACUACAUUUUCCGUGUUCCAUGAGCGGGAGCGUGAUAAUGAGUUUAUCUUCAAGCAAACUUGACGCGCAGUACAGUUGGAACGAGCACGCUUUACAGGAACAUUUCAGCAAUUUAUUAGCGCAUGCAGCUGGAAU